Molecule: messenger RNA, 3679 nt
Organism: Apis mellifera (honey bee)
Lineage: Eukaryota; Metazoa; Arthropoda; Insecta; Hymenoptera; Apidae
Exons: 6
Coding region: 561-1412 (283 amino acids)
Source: RefSeq, a predicted model, not a curated record
GCGACGCUCAGUCUCGUCUGUCGCAAUCCAGUGCAGAUAUACGUGCAAUUACCCUGUCAACAGUGCUUAAAAUCUCUUCUAGUGCUUGUGCCGUUGCUCUACACUUGGUGAUCGAUAACGUUCGUCGACUAAUACGGCAUCGAUCGUCUUAAUAGUUCGCGCGUUACGGUUCGAAGAAGUGAAGAUCGCGUGUCGCGGCCACGUGAAGGAAAAAUUAAACGAGUCCUCGCGGUUCGCGAUUCGAAUCGCCGCUGUCGCCACCACCGCAUCGUCUAACGGUUUCGCGGAUCAGUCGGUAUCCACGCUGCGCACAGUGAGUUUGACGUUUCGUACGGGGACAACGUGUGGUGACGUUUAGUUCGGGAAAGAGUGGCGUUCAUCGUGUACCAUGACUAUUUCGUGAGACCGGUGCAAGUCAAGUUAUCAUCGAUGCAUUGUCAAAGAUUUCAAUGCCCUCCGUGUUUUCGUAAAUAGCGCGAAAAGUAUCGCGUGUGGUGUGCUAUUGUGUGAACGAAAGACCAGUGAACGAGAGGAAGAACGACGUUAUCCACGGAUUCGAGAUGACUCGCCACCUGUGGCUAAGAGCGCUUUUCGCUUUCUUCGUGAUAUCAGGUGCGAGCUGCCUGCGGAAUGUCAGCCUAGAAGUAGUUCCGGAGAUAGCGGAACGUGGUCAGAAGGUGAUUCUCCGCUGCCAUUACAAUCUCGAGGAGGCGCCCCUUUACUCCCUCAAGUGGUACCUGCGCGGCAGGUACGAGUUCUACCGUUACACACCGAGCGAGGAGCCGUCGACCAAGAUCUUCAAUGUUACCGGGAUUCACGUUGACGAGGAGAACUCGAACAAGAGCCAGGUAACCCUGCGCGACGUCAACUUCGCCCUCUCGGGUAAAUUCAGUUGCGAAGUUACGGCGGACGCGCCGACCUUCUCCACGGCCAGCGGCUCGAAGAAUCUUACAGUAGUGUCUCUGCCCAAAGUGAAGCCUGUUAUCGUAUCGGAACGUGAACGUUACGACGCCGGAGACACUUUGAGGGCAAAUUGUAGCUUACCACCCUCCAAGCCACCGGCUCAUCUCUCAUUCACCCUGAACAACGUGGCGGUCGAAUCGCAGACGAGACACCAGCCGCAGUCGCAACAGAGGUGGGAUCGUAACGAUGCCCACUCAGAUCAGGAGGAUCUUCAGUGGAUCGAGAUCAGGAUGAAUCUUCAACCGUUCCAUUUCUCGAACGGCCAGCUGAAUUUACAAUGCAACGCCCAAAUUCCGGGCGUGUAUUCGAAGAUGAGCGAGAUCCAUUUAGGCGGUGGCCUGCGUGAACCUGUUCCGGAGAGAGUGACCUCCGAGAACGGAAGUGAAGCACCUACCGCCAUCUAUAUGACGAUGCUGAUGCUGUGUAUGCUCCAGCUGUUUCUGAGAUAGUCACGAUACGCCUGAGGCCACGGGAAGGGAAUCCAUGGGCGUCGCACGGCAAACAGCGCACUAGUCAAAAGGAGGGGCAGGAGGAAAGGGAGAGAGGGUAGUUUAAGGGUUGGCCGAGCCGACGGUGGGAAAGCAAAUAAUAAUAUUGUUGAAUCGGCAUUGAUAUUACGUGUUUUUUAGCGUACUCGGUUCGAUUUGUUCGAAGAGGAACGAUCACGCGAUACCCAUCAUCGCUUUUAAUGAUUGUUAACAUCCUUAAGUACAUUAAUGACCCGUUUAUCGAGAUCGACAGGCCACUAUGACGGAUGAUUAUCGAUACGCUUAUCUCGAUUUAUCGAACGAUAUCAAACGAUUACUGCCAUGGUACAUAAAUACGACUCAAAAAAAGGAAAAAUGACACUUUCUCGAUUCGAAAUGAGUAGAUUUUUCGAAAGGAAGUACAUUUAAUGAAAAAAUGCUCAAACCAAUCUCGUGUUGCGAACGGAUUCAUCUUUUAGAGGGCGAUAUUGACUUUGAAGCGCAGCAACAUGCGCUUUGGGGUUGCGAGAUCGGGUCGAAGCGGGAAAAUUCGAAGCGAAAUCGAACGGGAUUUUGGACAGUUGAGUGGCAGUCGGACCUCGAAUCGGACUCAACGGUCCCUUGAGGCCCAGUUGUUAGAGCCCCAGUUGUUUAGCCGAUCGUAUCCGACUGUUGCCGAGUCGAUCCGAACCCGUAUUGCCACUUACACGCUUCCGUGUCGUAUUUGUCCCAAGCGGCUCGGGAAAUGUCCGAAGUGCAAUGCGAUUUCGUUUCGAAAUUUCUCGAUCCUCCGAUAGGAAAGUGUGAUCUCGUGAUCUCCUGCACGAUUCAUUUCGUUCUAAAAUCAAAUCUACGUACACACCGUGUUUAUAAAUCGACGAUGAAAAGAAACGGAUAAUUGGCGGUAAUAAAAUAAGAGAACUUGAUUCGAGAAAAUUCGUAAAAUUUUGAACAAACAAAAAAAAGGAUAUCCCAUUACUACAUACAUGCACCCCUAUUUUCGUCUUUGAUAAGAGGACACGAUCGAAUAUCCUGGCAUUAUUCCGGCUAAAGAUGCGUGUCACACCACGCUCUACGUCAUUCCAUCGUGUCUAUUCAACCAUUGUCCGUGAGCCAGAUGAAGGGGCGAGGAUCGAUCCUAUGAUUUUGAAGGGGUUAAUCAAGUGGCGCUCGCUAGACUCCCAAUUUCUCCUUUCCCUCUUCUCUUGUGUGUCCUAUGGAGAAGAUGCCUAUCCGUGUUUCGUGUCGUAACUACGAGAUAUUGGCGGGGCGAGAAUUUUUGAGAGAGUAUUUAGAUAUACGGUUUGUUAUCGUGAAGUGAGAGAGGAAGAAGAGAGAAAGAGAAGGAGAGAUCGUUCGGGAAACGCGUAAUAAUCGAGCUCGAUGGAAUAAUAAUAAUAAUAACGAGAGUUAAUUUUUUGAAUUGAUUUAUUUUAUACGAUAUAUUGUUUGCGCGAUAGUGUAAAUUUGAUAUAUGGAGUGAUUGAAUGCAAUGUUUAAAUAUUGUAAUAAAUUUUCGACCUAGGAAGGAACAUAUUAUUUUUUCCCCCUUAGGAGAGAAAAGUACGAACAAGUAAUGCAAUUUACAUAAUUUAAGGAGAAUAUUUAAGGAGAGACAUUUUCUACUCUGUUUUUUCUUUUUCGAAAUAAAACUAUUUGUAAAUAUCUUGAAACAAUUUUUAAUCAAUCCAUAUAUUACCUACUAAUCAAAAGUGUUAAACGAAUUGUUACGAAUGUUAUAUAAUUUCACUAAUUUAUGCUGCUUUAAUUAUUUCUCCAAUUUAAACAGGGAAACGAAUAUAAAAUGAAACCCUGUAUAAUACUACCCUUUAUAUAUAUAUAUAUAUAUAUAUAGACUUUGUUAGGUUCAAACAGCAAGCAAAGAAGAAAAAUCAAAGAAAGGAGAGGGCAAUAAUAAAAAAAUUACGUUGCGAAUCGUUGCACGAAAUGGAAAUCGAAGCAUACGGUUGGAAAAAUAUUCCCCGAAAAACGCGUGAUAUUUUCUUACAUUUCAUCCGACGCGAAUUUCACUCGAAUAUUUCCCUGUUUACCAUCGUAUAACUUGUGUCAACAAUCAAGCUUCUCUUUCGCGCAAAAUGUUUCAUGUAAUACGAAAAGUUUGCCGUAAAUAUGCCCUGGUCAAAGAGGAAAGGAAUCGAUAGCGGAAGGGAUGGUGAAAUUAGAGGCAGUGGUUCUCCCCACCUGUCUUCCUUUUUUCUUUUCUCUUUUUUUUUUUUUUUUUUUUUUUU